Molecule: messenger RNA, 1839 nt
Organism: Acaulospora morrowiae
Lineage: Eukaryota; Fungi; Glomeromycota; Glomeromycetes; Diversisporales; Acaulosporaceae
Source: the annotation of a GenBank genome assembly
AUGUCUAUCCCCGAGGUGGUGAUCUUUCUCUUGGAUGUGUCCAAAUCAAUGCUUUCUCCUGCAAACCAGCUUGAGACGAAAUGUAGUUGUGCAAAAGCAGGAAUAGAAUAUUUUUUUCGCCGUUGUCACUGGCAGACUGUUGCUUGUAUUGCGUUUGCAUCGCAUUGUAGCAUUUUAUUGGAGUUUACCAAGUAUCAGGACCUUUUACCGUAUGCUUUUGAUAAAUGGGAAAUCAAACCUGAAGAUUCUGAUAGAAACCUGGAAAAUGCUUUUCAUUUUGCCGAAAGACAUGUCAUCGAAAAAUUCGGGUUGAACCAGGCCUGUCAGGUCAUCAUGAUAACUGAUGAACGAUCACCACAAGGGCAUCGUUCUUUUAAAUUUAAAAAUCCUCUUUGGCGAAUUCACAUUAUUUGUAUGGCUAACGAAGUUAAUAAGGAUGAAGAUUCAAAAGAAACCAAUGGGAUGUUGCAAGAGUAUAGAAAAUUGCUUAAUAGACAUUUACCUUUCAAGAUAACCAAGAAUCAUCCUAAAGGAAACAUGGCUUUUGAGAACGAGGGUGCAUUCUGUUUUAUAUCGUAUCCUCAAACUAAAGAUAAGAUUAUAAAUACCGUGGAUUCAAUUGCUGAAAAAUAUUUUUUGCCAUACAAGAGUACUCUGUUGUGUGGACAAAUAUUUUUGCCUGUUUUGAUAUAUCCAGCCAUUCAUACUAUUGACGGGGAAGAUGUUCAGGAAUUGGUGAAAGUUAUUUCCAUUGUGGAAUUUGUGUCAAAAAAUUCUUUUCGAGGUGAACCUUCGCGUUACCGUUUCUGGAUGUUUCUGGAUGAUGACUGUAAUGACAUUAAAGAGAAUUACAAUGAGUAUUUUCAUGUACUAUGGUUAUCACUAAGAAACGAAAAUCGGAUAGCGGUUGCUUGGUUACAGGAUAAUACCUUUGCCACCAUAGAAGUUUCAAUAACUCCGGAAAAUCGAACGAAUCAGACCGAUAUGUCAGUUGCAUCUGGCUCAUAUUUUUACUUCACCGUGUAUUCAAGAAAUAUUUCGAGUGAUAUGUUAUCAUCACCAACAGUUAAGUCUAGUAAAAGCUAUAUGUCCGAAAACAUUGAGCUACCUAAACCAGAACACAUCGAGGUUCUAAUUAAAAAAAUAACGCGUUACGCGGGUAAUUUACCGAAUGACGUCACCAAAUUAUCGACAGCUGUUCAACAAAUAUCGAAGAUAAUUGAAAUGUUUUAUUAUAUAUCACUUCGGGAAAAGGUGAUUGAAAUACUACAGGACCUACGUAUCCAGUCUCCUGAAGCAGAAAACCGAGCAAUCCUUACCCAAUGUUUGCAAGUUUUAGGUGACACUGAGAUGGAAGAAGAUGAUGAAUAUGAAAACGAAGGAAUGGAUUAUGAAGGAGAGAUUGCUGGAGAUCAAGAAGAUCGGGAAACUCGGAUUUCGGAUACAGCCGCUCCUACCAUUAGGACUCGUAAAUUUCUUACAAACCGUCUUCUAAAGCGAAGACAAAUGGUUGUUGACAUUAUUCAUCCCGGAAUUUCUAAUUUAUCAAAGGAUGAUACUCGCGAAAAGCUAGCCAAGAUUUAUAAAGUCGACAAAGAAGUCAUAUUCGUAUUUGGUUUCCGCACAUGUUUUGGCGGUGGUAGAUCCACUGGCUUCGCUUUGAUCUAUGACAGUCUCGAAGCAGCUAAGAAAUUUGAGCCCAAGUAUAGGCUUGUUCGGCAUAAACUUGCCGAUUCUCAAAAGACCGCCCGAAAACAACGUAAAGAAAGAAAAAAUCGGGCCAAAAAAUUCCGUGGAACCAAGAAGACCAAGGCUGCUACUGCCAAGAAAGAAAAGUAA